UUGACUUUGGUUUAUUUGAUUCUUCCUUUUCCAACACUAUAAACUUCGGAAAAAUCUUCAUGUAAAUGUAUAAAUUGAGACUUCUUGCUGUAUGAGACACAGCAGUUGCAUUCAGUGUAGUUCUAGUUUGUGUACAAGAAGCAAUACUGUUUCAGAAAUGGCAGAAAGCUCUCUCUUUCGUCGACUACUUGUAACUUCAUUGGUGUUUUCUCUCCUUGUAAGCUUGAAUGCAGUGCCAGUUACAAGAAUUGGGAACUUCAUGAAUGGAUCUCAAGUUUAUGAACUUCUAGAGAAAACCCCCCUGGUAACGGGUGAGAAAAGUUGGGAGAAAAAUACUAUUGUUGGAAGGAUGGGGGUGGAGCUGAAUGAUUAUCCAGGAUCAGGGGCCAACAACCGCCACACUCCAAGAACACAACUUGGAAGAGGCUGUGUUGAUUGUUGAUGAGCUACUCUAGUUAGUAAUAUAAGUAAUAGAGAAAAAUGAUUAAGCAUGAUUUUAGUUAGUCGAGAUGUUUAGGAAGUUCUUCAUUCCCUUUUUCCUUGAAAUGGUUGAGAAGUAGUAUUAUAAAAACCUACUUAGGAGUGGAUUCCAGUGCAAUAUUGUAUGCAAUAGAGAUGUUGUCUUGAUCAUUAUGUAUGAGCUUUAAUACCAAUUUCUGUUAUGUA
Molecule: messenger RNA, 666 nt
Organism: Mangifera indica (mango)
Lineage: Eukaryota; Viridiplantae; Streptophyta; Magnoliopsida; Sapindales; Anacardiaceae
Exons: 3
Coding region: 92-442 (116 amino acids)
Source: RefSeq, a predicted model, not a curated record